Molecule: messenger RNA, 612 nt
Organism: Seminavis robusta
Lineage: Eukaryota; Bacillariophyta; Bacillariophyceae; Naviculales; Naviculaceae
Source: the annotation of a GenBank genome assembly
AUGACACCCAAAAGUAACUUGUCGAAGGCGAAGGCUGGCCACGAAUGCCUCGCUGCUCAUCGCAUCGGGAAUACGCGAUCUUGUGCCGUCUUGCUGGGGUUGGUUGUUGGAGGACUGUUCGAAGGGGCUAAUGUCGGUGGAAACUGGCUCAUUUACGUGGCAUGGUCACGGACCACACAACUAGCACUAGAUCCUCAAGGCCUUUCUGAGCACUAUUACUCGAUACUCUUUUCAAUCUCUGCUUGGACUGCGGCGAGUGCUGUGAUGGUAAUCUCGAUUGCGUGCUUGCUCCGCACCAUGAUGACGUCCACUGCAUUCUUGGGCAUGAACAACAGCCAUGACACGGCACGUCGAAUUCUGAACGAGCACGUCUCCUCAAUGGAUCAAUUUUUCGCCAUUGGCGUUGCGAUGGGUUUUGGGCUGUGGUGGUGCCUAGCCGACCUCCUCAUUGUUUGUACUCGCGGUGUUUAUCAAAGUUGUUCCAUCAUAGCUGGGGCCCUCGUGUGUUACGCGAUUGCAGUUCGAGAGUCAAAGCAACUACUAGAGACCGAAGCAGAGUUUGAUCUGGACGAAGAUAAGGAGCACAACGAGGAGACAUUGCUGCUGCUUUGA